Messenger RNA from Cuscuta campestris, 863 nucleotides. NCBI's taxonomy places the organism in Eukaryota, Viridiplantae, Streptophyta, Magnoliopsida, Solanales, Convolvulaceae. The record is from the annotation of a GenBank genome assembly.
CAGAGCUUGUUGUUAAGCAUUCCCUGAGGCCAUACAACACACUUCCCCUUUUCUUUCAUUUCCAUUUCCUUUACUCUCUCUCCCUUACUAUCAUCAUGUCAAACACUUCCAACAACCAAUCUAAUGAAGAACUCCUAGCCUCCAAUGCUGCUCUCAAGGCCCAAGUUGAGUACUUGGCCAAGCAAGUUGCCCAACUCACUAAGCUCAAGAUGAGCAUGGUGAAUACCCCGGAGGAAAGUGAAGAAGACGAAGAAGUUCACCCCGAAGCUAACUCUAGUAACACCACAAGAGAGGAGAAUCAUGAACGAGGAGCUACCGAUUUCAAGGUGGACAUACCAACCUUUGAAGGGAAGAACGAUCCGGAUGACUUUCCAGAGUGGCUGGAAACUGUUGAGCGCGUCUUUGAUUUCAAAGAUGUGCCCGAAGAAAAAAAGGUCAAGAUCGUGGCAUUGAAGUUUCGGAAGUAUGCUUCCACUUGGUGGUCCAACCUAUCCACCAAAAGAAGGCGAGAGAAUAAGGCCCCUGUGAAGACUUGGCUCAAGAUGAGGAGCUUGUUGAAGAAGAAGUUCCUACCCGAACAAUAUGUACGGGACAACUUUUCCAAACUUCAACACCUAAGGCAAGGUCCCCGCUCAGUUGAGGACUAUACUCGGGAGUUUGAAGAACUUUUGAUGAGAUGUGAUCUUCACGAAAACGAUUCACAAACAUUGGAACUCUACAAGGAUGAUGAAGAUUUCAAGGAAAUGUAUGCCCAAUGCUUAUCUCGGCCUCAUGAAGAUUACCUAAUCAAAGAUGGUUACCUCUUUCGUGGUAAUCAACUGUGCAUCCCGAGGAGCAGCGUUCGUGAAACCCUGAUAGACGAG